Messenger RNA from Staurois parvus, 488 nucleotides. The record is from the annotation of a GenBank genome assembly. Lineage: Eukaryota; Metazoa; Chordata; Amphibia; Anura; Ranidae.
UGAUGAUCAGUGUAGCCCCAGCAGUGCCACCUCUCAGUGUCCAUCAGUGCCAGCUGUCAGUGCUCAUCAAUGCCACCUGCCAGUGCCCAUCAGUGCCACAUCAAUGCCACAUAUCAGUGCCUACCAGUGCAUAUCAAUGCCACAUAUCAGUGCCCAUCUGAGCUGCCUUUCAGUGUUACCUAUCAGUGCCAGUCAGUGCCACCUAUCAAUGCAAGUCAGUGCUACCUAUCAGUGCUGCCAAUCAGUGCUGGCUAUCAGUGCACAUCAGUGCUGCCUAUCAGUGCCCGUCAGUGCUGCCUAACAGUGCCAGUCAGUACCAUCUAACAGUGCCAGUCAGUGCCACAUAUCAGUGCCAGUCAGUGCCGCCUAUCAGUGCUACCUCAUCAGUGCCACCUACCAGUGCCAUAUAUGAGUGCUGCCUUUCAGUGCUCAUCAGUGAUGCCUGUCAAUGCCCAUCCGUGCCACCUACCAGUGCCUCCUCAUCAGUG